Molecule: messenger RNA, 21655 nt
Organism: Porites lobata
Lineage: Eukaryota; Metazoa; Cnidaria; Anthozoa; Scleractinia; Poritidae
Source: the annotation of a GenBank genome assembly
UUUCUACAUUACUUUUACUUUCAUUGCUCAAAGUUACUGUUUAAUGGCUUUCUAGUUCGAGUACGUAGGUAUGGUCGGAACCAAGUUGGUCGCACUGUGCAUUGGGUUUUAUGGCACACAGGUGCGAUUACACAUGAAUUUUUAGGCGUACAACCAAAAAUCCAGUCGCACAUGCAACCAGUUAGUCGUUAACUUUGAGCCUCGAUACAAAUAUCUCGAAAAAUUGCCAAAAUAUGUUUCCAAAAAUUCCCGAUUUUUUUUCUAAAUAUCUCCAAAUUCCCCCUUUUACCUUCAAAAAAUUUUGAGAACCCCAGCAAGAAUCCCCUAAAUUAUCAAUGAUUGAAACUACUUGGAAAAAAGGUAUUUGCCUUUUAAUAGACACGUUAACUGAAGGUGUAUUCCAUUCUUAAAGUUUGUAUCACAAGCUCGUUGAUUUAAACUUGUUAGAUUCGUUCCAUUAUGGACAAGAAGCAUAACAUCCGGAACAUGUCAGUCAUUGCCCAUGUUGACCAUGGUAAGUCGACACUGACUGAUUCUUUAGUCAGCAAAGCUGGAAUUAUUGCAGCAGCAAAAGCAGGAGAACAAAGGUUUACAGACACCAGGAAAGAUGAGCAGGAGCGCUGCAUUACCAUUAAGUCAACGUAAGUGUUUCUUUUAGCCUUCCUUCUCUAUCAUUUAUUUUAGGAGUUGCAACAUAUGAAUUAGGGUUCCAUGAAUUGUGUGAAAUUAUACAGCAAUUUCAAAGCCUUGUUUAUCUGUUAAUCAAGCAAAAAAGUGGAGGAAUUGAAUGAUUUUGCUCCUUUUGGCUAAUUCCUAAUAUUUUGGAGUAAUUUUUAUAGGGAGUGCCCAUUAGACAAGUCACUUUUAUUAGAGAGGGGCAUUGAAUACAAUUUUAACAGUGUAGAGGGGUGUUUGCUAGAUAAAAGGCAUUUAAUUAGGAUUGGGUGUGUGUUAGGAGAUUUAUGGUAGCUGCAUUUAAUUUUACACUGUACAAUGUGGUGUAUUACCAGCAAUCCAGGAUGAAUGGGCAGCUAGGGUAAACAGCAAAGGAACGGGAAAGCUGUUAUCUAAACAAGCUUAAUUUUUUUCAGAGCCAUCUCCAUGUACUAUGAGCUUGGUGAGAAAGAUUUGGCUUAUAUCACUGGUGAACGGGAUGGGAAUGGCUUUCUUAUUAACCUAAUUGACUCUCCGGGACACGUCGAUUUUUCCUCAGAAGUUACUGCUGCUCUGCGUGUAACUGAUGGUGCUCUUGUUGUUGUGGAUUGUGUUAGUGGUAAGUUUUUAGGAUAAAUUGAAUAACUUCCUUGGUUAGUGGUUCACUGAUGGUCUGUUAAUCCUACAGGCAGUGACCAUAAUGUAGCCUUUAGACAGUGUGAAGUAUCAGUUUUAUCUGCAUUUUCUGACUUGAAAGUAAGUGAAGAAGAGGUUUAAAGAUUCUGCAUUGCAUUUAUCUCUAAUAGGUGUUUGUGUCCAGACUGAGACAGUGUUGAGGCAGGCUAUUAGUGAACGUAUCAAGCCAGUUCUCUUUAUGAACAAAAUGGAUCGGGCUCUUCUAGAACUGCAGUUAGAGAUGGAAGAUCUUUAUCAAACUUUCCAGCGAAUUGUGGAGUCUGUCAAUGUUAUCAUUGCUACAUAUGCUGAUGAUGAUGGUCCAAUGGGAUAUAUCCAGGUUAGUUCGUAUAAAAUUGCUGCCAAAUAGAGGUAUUUAAUUUGCACAGUUGCAGUCGUCUUACCAAUCUUAUUGUGUCAUGCUUGAAUGGCCCAUGGAUUGCUUAACUGUGUAUGAUCUCUGGUUUGGCCAUAAACUUAUGUUUUGGGUUGGUGUCUGUAGUUGCCUAACAAAAUAAUUAUUACCGCAUUUAUUCAACUAUAAGCCAAGUGAUUUUUACACAAAUUAAAACUGAAGUGAAUUAAUAUUUGGGCUCUAGAAGGGGUCUCGGCUUAUAGCCGAAAGUUUUUGAAAAAAAAAUUUUUCCGGCACAUGGAAACUCUGCUAAAUAAAGAUGUAUUUACGUAUAAGCCGAGCUAAAGUAAAGAAACACAAUAUGCAAUCGUUUGUUAUUAACUUUUAAGAAUGUGGUGGCUCCUAAAGGAGCCCUUUGUUAAAUUUAAUGAGUUUUCACAGAAAAGAUAAAGAUUCUUGAUACGGAAUAACCGUGACGCUGACGGGAUGUGAAUACAAAUCGAUGGAUCUUGACUGUUUGCUGCUCCAAAUCUUCUGGCUGAGAGAGUGUUGUUUCGGUGCGAAGGCUGACGGAAUGGCGGCACUUCCAUUUCUGGUACCAGCCAAGGGACUCUUUAAACUCAGGAUCCUCGCUGAAUUCCUUUGCCUUUAGACGUAGCAUCAAUCCACUAACAGCUAUUCCUAUGCAAAACGAAGUGAGAACAGGGCUCGAAAUUACGACUGAUACGGUCGCCAAUAUGACUAACAUUUUUUCCGUGGCGACUAAAAAUUCUGGUUUAGUCGCCAAAGUGGUGACCAGAUUUUAGAAGAGUAAAAUUAAAACAAACAUUUCAUCUUAUCUUGCUUUUCUUUCAUCAUGGAAAAUGUGCCAAAUCAAUCACAUAAACAAAGCCAGUUUACCUCCAAAUUUAUACUGACUUCAAGAUAUUUUCAAAUGUGAUGGAUUGCACCAUACUAUGCUGGGCUUCUGAUAGGUAGUGGAAAAAAGGCAAAUUUUGCAGGAUUUUUAGGGGCAAAUUUGCGGAAACAUCGACCAAUUUUGCAGCACUUUCGCGGGAAUGUUUGGGGCAAACGUCCCGGAAAAUCAAUCAUUAAAAAAGGCCGAUUUUGUGGUUAUUUUUGAGGGAAAAUUUUGUCAGAUAUCGAUCGGUUUUUGGCCGAUCAGACCAGCAUUUUUAACGUUUUAAUAACGGGGUCAUCCUUUGCUCUUUCAACGACAAUACGCUCCAGAAAUGAACCAAUGGCAAAGCCUUUAACAUCAUGGCUAGUGCCCAAUUUUCGCAACGUAAUCUACGCCUGGUAGUUUCGGGACGUUAUUUGCACGUUUCAGUGACGAAGUAUCAAGAUUUACGGCAAGUAAAUAGCCCCCAAUAGCUGAGAUAAGUUUCAAAUAUGUUGUACAGACAUGUAUUUGAUAAGAUUUCUACUGAAUUUCGCGGUAUUUCGCGUGUUUUUGUAAAUUUCGUGGCUCUGCUCCUGCUCGAAAUAUCAGAAGCCCUGUACCUAUGAGCUGCGUCAUUUACAUUUUACAAACUGGCGACUAAAAAUUUGCAUCUGGCGACUAUAUUUCUCCGGUUGGUCGCCACAAGGCGACCUGAAGAUUUUUUUAAUUUCGAGCCCUGGAGAAGGUUACCAAACGAUCGAAAGGUUAAAAAUUUGACACGUCUUGAAUUUGUUUUGACAUUUGUGAAAACUGGCCAAUAAGAAUCUUUCAUACACAAUGUUGUCACAUGAUACUACGAUAGUUUUGAGAGUCACACAUUCAACUCAUAUUCACUCUGCAAUCAGCUGAUUGAUUUAUUUCGUGAUCUUGUUUCUGUUGUUUUAAAAUACAAAAUCAAUGCUCGACAAAAAACUUACCUUGGCUUCUCUGCUCUGUAAACCAUUCCAGUAUUCUUUGAUCGAGCUCCGGAUACUUUGGCGUGAAGCAUCCCAUCGUCUUCCGUUUCCUCGCUGUUAAAAAGGUUUGCUUGAUCUUUCCUCCAGCGACGGACCAUUGACUCACUGAUGCCAUAUUGUCUGGCGAUUUCAGAGUUAUUUUCAACAGCUUCUGCUUCAGCGAGUAUUUUAAGUUUAAACGCGAGGUUGUAUGACGUGCGACGAGCCGUGGGCAUGAUGACAACUUUACUUGAAAUAAACGAUUGCGAACACGAGAUUGUUUGAUAGACGCUACGGAUGUCUAGGUACUGGUGAUGCCGCUUAACAACACAGUUAGUUUUAAAUUCAUUUUUGGAACACAUUAAUUCAUCUGAUUCGUUGCUUUUCAAUUGAAUAGUUAGUUACGGGUAAUAUUUAUUAAUUCGUGUGUGUUUUCUAAGAGGGAAGCUUUUUGCAUAAUAAAUCACCAUUGCAUCUCUUGUAUACGCGUGUGUGUGUUAUCGUCUAAGCCUCAUUUUGUGACAAUCAAUGUGAUUUUUUUCCAAAAAUGUUAGGUUUUCUCGUAGUUAAAAAUUCAGUCUUGUAAUAAUGAAUGGGUCUCGGCUUAUAGCCGGGUGUUUUCAAUUUAUUUUUGGUUCUCGUUAUGCUGAGUCUACACGUUCAAAGUUUGGGGUCUCGGCUUAUAGUCAAAUAAAUACGGUAGUUAAUCCUAGCACACUUCCCACCUAAACACAUUCUUUUGGAGAAAAAUUAUGAAAACAGCCACAUAAGAAUAUCAUGAUGUAAUAAUGCUAAUAUGAUUUGUGCUAAAUUAAACUCAAGACUUGGCUGACCAGCUGUCUCCUGUAAGAGAUAUGCAGGGGGCAUCCUAAUCACAUCGCUGGGACUGAUUGGUUCUUUACAGCCUUUCUCUAACUUGAGGUCAGGCCAUUAUGUUUGCAUAUUGUUGCCGGGCAAAGGCUUGUGCUUGUAAAGUGUUUUCUGCUCCGUGCUCUUCAUGCUCCCCCCCCCCCACCCAUGUGGUACGUAUAAUUAUCGUGGGUAUGUUAGGUUCUGCUGGUUAGCUGUUUGAUGGUGCCUGGAUGAAUCUCUCUGAAUCCCAGAAUCCAAAAUACAGUUGAACCUCCGUUAAGUGGCCACCCUUGGGGUAACAGCAACUGGCCGCUUAAUGGAGCUUGGCCUCUUGAUAGUGGCUUGUUAUAAAUUAGCAUAACAUGAGCAAAAUGUUUAGCAGAAACAACUUUUUAUUUUAAAACAAACUUGUGACGGGAGCUGCAUUACUGGCCCACAAUCAGUCUUCUAUGAUGGGCUGUAUUUUCCUUCAUCAUUUUCUUGAAGUAAAGUCAAACUAAGUGUGUUAAGCAUGUGAUCACUGCUUAAUAGAGGUGACAACAAUGGCCGUAGCUGAUUAAUGGAGGUUCAAGUGUAAGAGGGAAAUUCUUCUAUUUGUGUACAUUAAGCCUCAAAUCAAGAAAGCUUAUCAAGUGUAAUUUAAGAUUAUGUUUGUUUUGUGGACCUUAAAUUGCAGAACAAGUUUUGUGACAAAAAAAAUGAGCUGAAAAAAAGAGAUACAGCAGUCCAGUGCUCCACACCAGUAGACCAGUAGGCUGAAGAUUAAGUUGUGCCAGGACCAAUAACACUGGUCCCUAAUAUCUUUUUAUCAAGUGUAUCAUUAACUCCAUAUAAUGAUCUUUCAGGUUAAUCCUGAAAAGGGAACUGUAGGCUUCGGCUCUGGGCUUCAUGGAUGGGCCUUUACCUUGAAGCAGUUUGCAGAAAUGUAUGCUGAGAAGUUUAAGAUCGAGCCAGCAAAGCUGAUGAGACGGUUCUGGGGAGAUCAGUUCUACAACCCAAAAACCAAGAAGUGGACAAAAACUCAAGUAGAAGGGUCUGUACGUGGAUUUUGCCAGUUUGUGUUAGACCCCAUUUUUAAGGUAACUGUUAUAUUUUGCCAUUAUUUAAAUAAAUGUUGUCAUUUUUAAGUUAUCAGGGAGUUAAAAUGCUUGUUGUCACAUAGCUUUACAUGUCUCUUUAUUUUUAAUUUGUGAGAACUGUUGACAAUGCCUUGUGCACUUUACUGGAAAGAAACUAGGCAUGAAGUAUGAAAGUCUCGCUGCUACAUAAGCAAGACUAAUAAGCGAUCUUACAAGCAUGAUCAUUUUUUGACUAUACAGCAGUCCUAAUACCUUAAAUAUGUGCAUAUUUGUGACAUUGUGACACUCAAAUCAUGCCGCAUCAGGACACAGGUGCCUUUGUUUCAACUUGUCACCCAACAUCCUUUGGAGGGUUACAUAUGAUCAUGCGGGUGUAGCCCUGAAUAGGACUGUUGUUGACAGUGACUGACAUUGCAAUAACCUGUAUGUGCAGCAGUCAUCUUCAGAUGCAAAGUGACCCAUCAACCAAUGUGAUACAACCACUACACUCACUCAGACAAUCAUAUUACACCUACAUAUGAAACGACUUCUGCAUUGAACCUUUUACUGUUUUAGUGACUUUCUGGUAAUGCUCUUGACAUGAGUAUGGCUUAUAAGAAUUACACUGCAAUAAGUCAGAGGGUUGAUUCUCAUCCUAGUGGUGAAAGCAAACCUGCCCCCCCCCCCCCCCCAAAAAAAAAAUAUAUAUACAUAUCAUUUUUCAAGACCCUAAGAAAUGCAUCAACAAGUACCAAGCAAGAGUUCAGCCAAGGUAACAUAAUUUAAUUUCUCUACACAAUUACCCUUGACCUGUCUUGGAGUGUAAGAUUUAACAUAUGCUUGUAGUUCUUUUGAAGUAAAUAGUUUGCGAUGUUUUUAUGCAUUGUAGACCUUUUGUUACUGUUGGCAGUAACAAAGCAGAGGAGUACUGUGCCAAGCAAAAAAAGUGAAAUAUUUUUUUAAGCAUUUUUGCAUUUUGCUCAUCAAUUCAUUAUUGAUAGAGCGUGAUGCAGGGUGCAGAGAAAGUCAGUUUUACAGUUUGCCCUUUGGGCAACCUUUAGCUAGCAUAUACAUGUGUAGUAUAUGCAUCUCGUUAAGGGAGUGAUUUCAGCUACUUGGCAGGUAACUUUUUGUUCUAGGUUCAUUUCACACAAAGAUGACUGUUGCAACCCAGUCUUUACGGAAUGUUCCCUGGAUUAUUUGAUGAUUUUUUGAUGUGUGACAUGUUUUCAAUACUUUAAUUAGAUGUUUGAUGCAAUCAUGAAUUUCAAGAAAGAGGAAACUAAAAAACUUCAUGAAAAGUUGAAUGUCAAACUUGCGGGAGAGGAAAAAGAUCAAGAAGGAAAACCACUUCUUAAGACGACUAUGCGCAAAUGGCUGCCAGCAGGUGAUGCCCUGCUACAGAUGAUAGCUAUCCAUCUUCCCUCUCCUGUGACUGCUCAGAAGUAUCGUAUGGAGAUGCUUUAUGAGGGACCUCAUGAUGACCUUGUUGCUACAGCAAUCAAAAACUGCGACCCAAAUGUUAGUGACAUUUUUUAUAACUUUGACUCUUUUAAUUAGUUGAUAUGCCAGGGUCCGAAAUUAACUUUUUGAUACGGGCGCCAACUGGUGAGCAAGUAUAAAUUUUUGGUCGCCAGAGAGCAAAUUGUGGUCAUCAAAAAUUCAAAUUUUUCUAACAAGUUUAAACAAGAAUAAAAAAUGCAUGGUAUGGACGUUUUUAUGCUCAAAAAUUGCACUACUUCCGCUCUCAAUACCAGAAAACACCCUGAAUGUCACAGGUUCAGAGCUCUAGAUCUGGGCUCUCUUCAAUUUUUUUAAAAGGUACGGCCUUGGAGUGUGUAGAAUAAGGCCCCAGGGGACUGCCGAACUAAUGGAGAGAUUAAGAUUCACAUUUACGCCAAACAGAAAUGUGAUUUUGUACCACAUGACCAAGUUUUCCCCUUAAUUAUUGUCAUUUACUGUUUAUUACGUCUACACAAAAAUAAGUAGUUUCACGCCAGUGUCAUCAUCCAUAAGAAUUGUUCUGGACAGCUUUUAUCUCCUUAUUUUCUAUGCUAAGAAAUUCUCAACUUGAAUCUGACGUUUGCUGUUUGCCGUAAAUGUGAAUCUUAAUCUCUCUACUAUCAAAUUCUCUCUUUGAUUCAUGAACCUUUUAAUGAGGCAAACUGAAAGGAGAACAAGCAUUAUACCAAUGCUUAUUCCAAUAGUGCCAACAGGCAACACUCAAGAAAAGAACUCUUACACAUUUUUCUUUUGCGAUAGGGUAAACUCUGUGUGUAUGUCUCCAAGAUGGUCCCCACUGCAGAUAAAGGUCGUUUCUAUGCCUUUGGUCGUGUUUUCUCAGGAACAGUUGCUACAGGGAUGAAAGUACGAAUUAUGGGCCCAAAUUAUAUUCCAGGCAAGAAAGAAGAUUUAUAUCAAAAAAGCAUCCAGAGGUAAGUUAAUCAGGUGACAUUAAAAAGGACUGCAAUUUACACAGCAAUUUAGUCCUUUUUUUAUUGUUACCAAUUUAUCACUGUGGAACUGCAAUUAUUGAAUGAAGAUAUGAUCAACGUAGCGAUAUAAGCCAUUGCAAAUUAACCCGCCAAAAAAAUGCCCUGUAAUUUCGUUAUAUUUCAGAGCAAGGUUGUAUUUAAGGCACUAUUUUCAUUCACAAGGAAGCAUCACAUACUUAAAAAAGUUUCCCCAAUAAAAUUUAUUCGAAAGAACUUAUCAACUUGUCAAUUAAAGAUAGAGUGGUCGGAAUUGGUUCUUUCCCUUUUACCUGCCGGCUCCUCCACGCCAUUCUGAUUAACUGAAAAGGGCAUGCAUCAGAUCAGAAGAAACAACUUCCGGUUUCCCAAAAGACUCUUAAGAAAUUCCGGUAUUUGUUUCACAUUCUGUAAUUUUUUUUAUCAAAAUCUUUUGUUAUGAUCUCAGAAGUAAAACUAGGCAUUUCUUUUAAAGAAGUCAAUUCCAUCAAACAAAUUAUCACUAUUUCAAAGGCUUCAAUUCUGGUUUAGAAGUAAUAUAUCAAGCAUGAGACGCAGUGUUUCAUUACCAGAUAAAACACCAAGAAAACGAUACGAUGCGUAGCAGAGUAUUUUUGAUGAACUUCGAGUUGUUUCAUCUGGUGAUGAAACACUGUCAAAUGCUUGAUAUUACUUCUCAAACAAAAUAAUUUUGGAAGGAGAAAUUAAGGAUGCAAAACUGAUCAGUUUUUCAUCUGAUUUCCAAACACUCAUUAAGGGUUAAUUUCCUUUGUAUUUUCUUAUUGAAUUAUUAAUGAGUUUGAGAAAUUUAGUUUCAAAGGCAACAAACAAAAUCUAAGCAUAGUUUUAUGCGAACUGAAAUAAGAAUAACAUAUCCACUAAUAACCGGUGAUUAAAAUGGUUUAAACAUCCCAAGAUUUCAGACAUUUUUGUUUCUGGUCAUGUGAUCAUGGGCCUGGUUCAAUGACAUCGUAAUUAUUUACAUCUGUACAGUACUGUUCAAAAGUAAGUUGAUUCUCGAUUCUUGAUUCCUGAGAGACUCAUCAAACCAGAACUGCCUUAUUUAGUGUAGAGUAAUUUUCUCUCUACUCUCAAUACUCGAUCACUGCAAGAAUCUACAACCUUUGCUUAAGUUUUGAGUAAUCUUCCUAACUUCUCUCAUGUCAGAAAAAAUCUUUCUACUUUAUAAAAUAACAAACUCUAGUUAGCAUUUGAUUCUUGCAAAAUGAACUUUGCAAAAUGAUACAGUAGCAGUUGAGAACUCUUCAGGAAAUUUGCAUUUGCUUGCACAACUUGGGUGACACUUUGCAUCCAAAUGUUAAAAAUAUUCAAACGGUAUUUUUUAUCAUUUGAAUAACAGAAGUUGUCAGUUCCAUAGUUAAACUAGAAAGGCAAUCCAUGACUUUGUAUCUGUAAAAUCCAAAAUAAAAGGAAGCUUGUGUAAAUAAAUGUUUAAUACGCGACAAUGUGUGUUAACAAAGUCUUAAGGCUCUUCUCGUCGCUUUUGUUCUUCGGCUUCUCUUUCAAAUAGUUAUUCUACUGGCCAAUUUUUUUCGAUUGCCUGUUUGUGAAUUUCCAUUGGCGUUAUUGCAGGUGAAUGUCUGUUCAUCAGUGUCUACGGUCAGGUUUUUUUUUUCACUGGAAGCUUUACUUGCAAUUGGACCUCUUGACCUGAAUUGCUGUUUUUGUGAAACGUUAUGGCUUCUCAGUGUGAUAUUUCGCCCUUUCCAUUUUAUGAGACGUGACUGCGUGCAUAAAAGUUUUGAUUUGAAUAUACGUGUAAAGCUUCAGAAAACUUCAGAAACCUCCAAGAGCUUUGAAAACACUUUAUAGUCUUGUGCAAUACAAUCUGCUUUCCGGUAGUUGCAGUCCAAGCUAGGCAACAAAAAAGUUCAUGUGUAUCGUGUUCCAUCGCAGAAAAGACAAGCCCAACUAAAACUUUAAAAGAACGUGCUAUAUUGUGCAUGUUACAGCCGAUCAUUACGAUGUCAAGCAGCCAGGUUUGACAAUGCUGUUAUUUGUUUCUUGUACACAAGUAUACACAGGUUGUUUGCGCGAAUGAACCAUGCUGUGUUUUGUCUAUGUAAAAUGAUCGAGAAAUCAGUCAUGGGUGAAUUUUUCGUUUUCCAUUUUGUUGAGACUUGAUCUUGGACACAUUUCUCGAUAGCUUGUUCUCAAUUCUCAAUUCACAAUUCGCGCAGGAAUAGAGAAUCGAGACUCGCGAUGGACUGUCAACUUACUCUUGAACUGCACUGUAUAAUGUAUCCUUCACAAGUACUGUGCUAUAAAAUUACUAAUGCAUGCCAAAAUGAGUCUUAGUUAUACGGCCAAAAUUGUCCCUAGCAACAGCCCCAAAACAUAGGUCAGAGGGCGGUUGAUUUACUGACUUUAUUGUACAUUGACUGCAGCUGACAGUUCUUGUCUUUUACAACUUGCCAGGACAGUUUUGAUGAUGGGGCGCUAUGUUGAAGCUAUCGAGGAUGUACCCUGUGGCAACAUAGUGGGUCUAGUGGGGAUAGAUCAGUACUUAGCCAAGACUGGUACAAUUUCUGACUAUGAACAGGCUCAUAACUUGAAGGUCAGUUUCUUUAGCUCAAUAAUAUAUUAUUGUAAAGGACCUUACAAAUCUGUCUGUGGUGGUCAUACAUACAUACAUUAUUACAUAACUUUGUUUACACUCGAAUUUUUUGAGUAGCUUGCGAGGUAAUAUCUUUGAGCACAAUACAGAAAAGUACAUUAAAAUAAUACAUUACAAGAAAAAACUCUGUCUGUAAGAAUGAAUGGAAUGGAAUGUACUGCACAGAAUGCAAUUUGAUGGCGCAUGUUUAGCCCCUCUAUCACUUGUAAUCUGAUCGCGUGUUUUGACUAUCUGUAACUUGAAACUUGCGCAAAGCACAGCGAUGGAGCAAAAGUAUUUUGACCUUUGAUUGUUGUCGCCCGCACUCAGUAACCUUUGCUUAUUAACAGUUGAUAUUCAUUAUUUAUCAUGUAAACACCAAUAAAAUACCAGGUGAGGUUUCACACAAAAAUGUCUUCACACAUGGUGAAAGUAACAUGUUAUCGUGACACAUGAAAAGAUCAUGGUUGCUAUGCUGGGCUUCAUCAUAAAUCACGCCUUUCACAUCAUAGAAAUGUUAAAGUGACGUAGUUUGGUAUUUACAUUGGUGUUAAUAUUGACAUAAAACAUUACAUGGUCGCUUAGGGAUGUGAACUUUGGUAUCUCUACACAGCCAUGUAAUGUCCUCUUAUUAUUGUUGUGAUGCAAAAAUCAUUUGCUUAUCAUUGCAGCCCAUUAUUACUUGUUAUUAAAUCCUCAAACACAUUUGGGAGGGGGACUUAAUAGAAGGGGGUGCUUAUCUGAUAAUUAGAGAAGAUGAUGGUAUUGGCUUCGUAAAGAGCUAGAAUGCAAAGUAGGAAAACUCAGCCACAUGAAGUUGGAGGUCUUGCAGUAAAGGUAAAAAACAAAUCAAACUUCCAGUAUGUGAAUAAACCAUAUCAGAUCAGUCCACUAGAAAUGUUACAGUGGAGUGGUGAGUAGACUCCAUCGCAUCUAAAUUGUCUUGUCACACAAUGCUCCUCCCCAACAAAGGGGAGGCGUGUUGAGUGAGGACAAAAAUGGCUGCGAGGGAGACUGUCCCGGGCUGGGGGCUGGGGCUUUCCUGAAAGAGGGGAAGUUAUGAAUAGAGGGUUAACUGUAUUUUUUUAAUGUUACUUUUUUUAUUGGAAGGUGAUGAAAUUUUCAGUCUCCCCUGUGGUUCGUGUAGCAGUAGAGGCAAAGAACCCAUCUGAUUUGCCCAAGCUGGUGGAAGGUCUAAAGCGACUGUCAAAAUCAGAUCCCAUGGUGCAGUGUAUCAUUGAAGAAAGUGGAGAACACAUCGUGGCUGGAGCAGGAGAGCUGCACUUGGAAAUCUGUCUGAAAGAUUUGGAAGAAGACCAUGCUUGCAUUCCUAUCAAGGUGACUGCAUACUAGCAACGUAAUAAGUAAAGGGCUGUCUGAAAUGGAUUAUCAGAAUCUUUAUUUCCUGUUCUGUUAAUGGGGAAUAGUAAACAUUGCAAGAUUUUAGGAUCCUAGGAUUACAUGUAGAAGGAAGGAAGGAAAGUUAGUUGGGUAGUGGAACAAGAUUUUCAUGGGAAUUUUCCAGGUGGAAGUGACACUUUUUAGUAUUUUUUUCCAGCCUCCUUGAAUAAAUGAAUCAUGCGCAAUUUGGUAUGGUUUGAAAAAACCGAUGAUGGCAUCAUAAGCGGUAGAAGGGAUGUGGUUCUGCAUGUGCAGUUACAAGCGGGUCAGCAGCUAAUGGGUCAAUCAAAAAAGCUUUAAGUCGUGUUUGCUGAGUUUUUCACCAGAUUUGGUUGUUUUGUACCCAAAAGUGGAUUUUCUCCAAAAACUUGGUACUUUGCUCAACCCAUUCACUCCUGGAAAUUUUGCUUAAAAACAAGUUUUUUCACGACUCACGAUUUUGUGACCUAUCGCAUUCGUUAGUGAGUUGGCAACUGGUUUCUCACGCUUUCUCGAAAAGUCAAACUAUAAAAAGAUUUCAGAGUUAUAGGUUCGUUUCAAAGUUAAAUAUCAACAAAUAGCUAGCUCGAUCCAAAGAAAACUCUGAUUACAUUAUUUUAGCUCACCCCAACUUGCUGCUGCCACCAAAUGUGCAGACUUGCUGUUUCUCUUAUUUCAAGAUGGCCACCAACAAAACAUAGAAGUUACAAACCUAAAUCAUAAAAAUUAAUCGUGAUAAUUUUUGCUGCAGCUUUAAAGUGAUAUGUGACUUCCAAUACCCAUAAUCCCCACUGGAAGUCCCUCCACUAGGAAAUGUGGGACAUCGCAUGGCGUUUUUCCCAUUUCUCACUAGUUUUCCCAUCUCUAGAUUCAGAGUCUUACGGGACUUAAAUGAGGUAGCUGAUCUCUUUUGCCACUAUUUUAGUGACUAAUAGUGAAAUUUCAAAGGUAAAUUCCCAGUAAUAGUUCACUUGAACAGUGGAAGUGAAUUAACUUUUAGAACUUGUUUAUUAGUCUCAGUGAACCUACCCCCACCCCCAUUACUCUUUGCUCAGUUGAAAAUUCUUGUAUGCUAUAAACAGUGUUAAUAUCACUUUUUUGCAGAAAUCAGACCCAGUCGUGUCUUAUCGUGAAACAGUGUCAGAGGACUCCACCCAGAUAUGCUUGUCAAAAUCACCAAACAAGCAUAACCGUCUUUUUAUGAGAGCUGCCCCAUUUCCCGACGGCUUGGCUGAAGACAUUGACAAAGGAGAAGUAAGCUCUAGACAAGACCCCAAAAUUCGUGCCAGGUACUUAGCUGACAAGUACGAGUGGGAAGCUGGAGAAGCUCGGAAGAUUUGGUGCUUUGGUCCUGAGGGAACUGGUCCGAAUAUGGUGAUUGAUGUAAGCAAGGGAGUGCAGUACUUGAAUGAAAUUAAGGAUAGUGUUGUAGCCGGAUUCCAGUGGGCAACCAAGGAAGGCCCUCUUUGUGAGGAAAAUGUCCGUGGUGUGAGGUUCAAUAUUCAUGAUGUAACACUUCACACUGAUGCAAUUCACAGGGGUGGUGGUCAGAUUAUUCCAACUGCCCGUCGCUGUUUCCUGGCCUGUAUGUUGACUGCCUCGCCACGUAUAUUGGAGCCAGUAUAUUUGGUUGAAAUUCAGGUGAGAAAAACAGCUUAAACACCGUGGAAUGCUCAAGCUUAUCUCGGGGAGGUGCUCUAGGAAUGUUGGGGUAGGGAUGUGCUUCUGGGACCCCGGAACUCUUAUCCUGUACCAGACCUACUUCCCGUGAAUAUUGCUUCCCCGUACUGGACAAAAUUGUUUUUUGUUUUUUUUCCCCAGAAAUUACUAAGAUUGGUGCUUUCUUUGAUAUAAAACUGGGUUGCAAGUAAAUUUUGGUUUGCUUAUUUCAGUUUUCAAGUGUCAAUUCCCAGACAAAACUGCUUGAAAACCAUACCCUUCUCAGUGGCACAUACCCAUCUAUACCACCCAUAUAUGGAACUACCCCCCCUUCUCUCAAAUCAUCAUAGCCAAUAGCCCACGCUCGAUAUAUCAAAAUUCUAACAUGACUCCGAGGCUUCAGGGUCAAAAUUGCAAAUUUUUCGCGACUCCAUUGUCUCGCAAUUCCCAGAAGAGACUUGAACAUAGAGAAAACCAAACCAAGUAAUAGAAAAAUGACCAGAAAACCUCGGAGUUAUGUUACAAUGAACAACAAAAUGAUCAGAUAAGGCAGGAACACAAACUGAAAUAUUAACGGCCAAGUGCUCAUCUCUCGUGAUUAAAAGGUCUACGGUGUGACCAGCAGUAAGUGUUGGCUUAUCCACAUGUUGCUUUAAAUUUAGUGAGUCAAGAAGAUUUCAAAAAACAGGUGAGGCUUUGUCACCAGUGGUAAGUAACAAGAAGUAGUGAAGAAUUGGUGAUAUAGCUGAUUCAAUAAAGGUUGCUUUGGGCAAUAAGAAUUGUGCAUUGGGAAGCUAUUGUUUGGUGGUCACUCAAGAAAAUCAUUGCAUUGUUCCAUAUGCCCAAAAACUCAAUGACCAAUAAUUACCCAAGCAACCAGAAGACAGCCAAAAUCAUCGAGAAACAUUGAACAAUAAAUUACAAGGAGGAUAAUAAAUAACCAGGACACGAAUAUCUCGAGAGAAAUCAGAUGUGAUUAGCAAGUCAAUAAAGUUAAAAGGAACAAAAUGACGAUUCAAUCCAGUUGAUUCCUUCACACAAAAUCCAUUUUCGACAGGAAUACCUACGCCACCACCUUUACUGAGUUGUCUGGGUACAUGGUGGAAGGAAUGUCCAUCUGGAAUUAAGUCCCCAAUUACUUCGUCAUCACGAUCAUCAGGAUGAAGCCAAGUCUCAGAGAGAGCAAAAAUAUCAACAUUAUUUUCAACGAUGAAAUCCUUAAUCAGAAGCCUUUUGUUUCUCACUGAUUGCGCAUUGAAAAUUCUUGAAAAAAAAUGCCAUCAUACAGGGCUCUAAGUCAACUUUUGAGUGCACUUGCGAAGUUCUGCUAGCAAGAUUUUUUUCCACUAGCAAACUGGUGAGACCACUAGCAAUUCUUUCCCUUUGUUUGGGUGACGUGGAUGAUUCUAACUCGCAAACGUUUGCUAGUGGACAUUUUUUUCACUUGCAGAUUAUCAAAAUCACUCGCAUUUUGCGAGUUUGCGAUCGUUAAUCUGGAGCCCUGGCAUAAUCUACAAAAGCUUAUCGUGCUACACCUGACUUUAAAGGCAGAGCCCCCCUUCCCUCCUCCUCACACUAGAAGAUCAGAGGAGGCUGUUCUGGCAGGGUGGGGCCCAUGCAGCUUGAAUACUAGGAGGGCUAGCAAAAUGAAGAUGUAGAACAAACGUAGUACUUUCUGCUCAAUUAUUUUAUGUUUGAGUGUUAGUUUUGUUGAUAACUGAACCCAGGCCUAUCGCUACUAAGUGAGGUACCCAAUAGGCUAUUUGUGAGUUCCCCUGGGCCUCUGUAUCAAAAGGGGGUUAAGAGCUCAGCCUUUAAUGUGGAAAUGUUUUUUUUAUUCUCAUGUAAAUACAACUCGUUUCCCAAGAAAGGUUUUGCAGUUGGGCUCAUUUUGAAAGUGAGGGUUUGGAACUUGGAAGUGGCCAACAGACCUUUUUACCAAUACGGCGGCCAUAUUGAAUUAAUUCGAUGUAAGGAGUAUUAUAGGAUGCCCCGGAGGCAUGAGCACAUUUCGCUUGUAUUUUUGAGCGCUUUUCGGGACAUUUUUUCUUAAAGUUUUCUUAGAAUAAGAUUGUAAUGAGAGAGAAGAUCCUUGUGCUGUGUUUGGAUGUAAUAAUGAUCGCCUUUUUCUAGUUUAGUAUUAGAAAUAUGUUCUUUCACUGUAUAUUUCUCGGGAAAAAGGUCAUCAUUAUUACAUCUAAACACAGCACAGGGAUCUGUUUUCCCAUUACAAUCUUAUUCUAAGAAAAAUUCGAGAAGAAAUGUCCUGAAAAGCGCUCAAAUACAAACAAAAUGUGCUCAUGCCCCCUGGGCAUCCUACAAUACUCCUUAAAUCGAAUUAAUUCAAUAUGGCUGCUGUAUCGGUAAAAAGGUCUAUUGAUGGGAAAAGCUGUCUGGCACAAUAUGAACAACAACGAUAAUAGAACUGGAUGAAGUCAUUCACGCACACCAAAUGCAGUAUCAGAGCCUCCUAAUCCUCAUUUGUGAACAAUACUUCCAUCUAUGGGGGGUUACUGUCCUUGUUCCUACUCAUUUACUUCCACCGUGGUGCGAAUACCUGUUAACCCUGAAUCAAAGAGUAGCAGAAAUAUAUCCAAUACAUAUCAUGACAAUCCACUUUCAAGGUUGGCACGCCGCAGCUUCACUCUGUCACAGAAUUGGCACCAAAAUAACCUCUACAUGUGAUUGCAAUUGUGGAUUCCAAUUUGAUUUGCUCGAAAUCUUGUCACUAAAAAAUUACAGCAAAUCGCUCGCCCACUGAUUUAACCAGUCUGCAAUUGUUGUACGCUUCCUUUUUAGUGCCCAGAGGCCGCAAUUGGAGGCAUUUAUGGAGUGCUUAAUAGGAGACGAGGCCAUGUAUUUGAAGAAGGUCAAGUUCCAGGAACUCCCAUGUUUCACGUCAAGGCCUAUCUACCUGUUAAUGAGUCAUUUGGUAAGAAUUAUUUAACCCUUGGAUAUAUAAUUUAUCUCUAACUUUAUGUUAAUCUGUACAUGUUGUUCACUGUACAACGUUGUGUACUCUACACAGUGUCAAGAACAAACACAAAAUUAUUGCAUGGAGGUAUUGACCCAAUACCUACGUGGAAUGAUUAUCUAAAUACAGUAUUCGAUGAUGUAGUUACCUUGUGCGGGAGUUGCAGAAACAAGCGGCCCUCCCACGGUCCCCAUGGGAAAAGCUCCAAUUUGUUGCAGCUCUCUCCCUGCAUGUGAAGUCUUUCCUUGCAAGAAAGGAAUGCUAUUUGUAGAUCACCCCGUUAAAUAGAAAUAAUAUUCACUUGCCAUAGAUUGUUAGAAGGGCUUUAAAUGCAAUAUCCGACAGAAAAAAAAACUGAAACUUAGUUUUGAGGAACAGAAUAUUACUGUUAUAUAAAAGUGUUUUAAACAUCAAAGGUUGAGCGGCUGUCAUGAUUAAUAAGAGUACAACGAAAAUAAUGUUUUGAAUUUCCGGUAAGAUUAGAAGAGUCACUUUAUACUCUCAUACGAUAUUUUUUUUUUUUUGGGGGCAGAGGGGGUGCAUUAUGGAAAUGUCCCAGUUGAAAAUAAUGCCAAUCGUUUCUUGUUUCAUAAGGCUAACUGGCCCAUUUUUAUUCAUGGCCUUAGAAGUCACUGUAAAUUUCCAGCUAAAAAUGCGCAGUCAGCAGCUCAAUCAGCCCCACUAUGUGGGUCUUGUUCUGUAAUUUCUGGGCUCCCUCAUAAAACGGUGCAUCAUUUUCAAAAUUUCUUUUGCAGUUCUCCCUCCCCACACCCUGUACAAAGUUGAAACUCAGAAAAAAUUCUGGAUACAUGCAUCCAACUUUGUUUGGGUGGUGAGGGGAGGGGUUGGGCCUGUAUGAAUUGGAAAAUGCCCCAGAAAUGCAAAAGUAUCCCAAGACUUAUGUCCGUGAUUGUCUGAAAAAGAGGUGGGAUGGAAAAAGUCAAUUUUCAGUGUUUUUCAAGCCUGUAAAGUGCAUUUUUCGUUGCAACAAGUCGCACAAAUUCAGUCUGUUUGAUUUUUUACGACUUAUUGCAGCAACAAAAUUCUGUUUCAGAGUCAAAGAUUUUCAGAAUAAUUCUCCAGUACACACGAAGCGAUUUGUCGCUGCAACGUGUCGCCGUGACAUGUUGCUGCAACUGGUGGCCUGACCUGUACACAUGGAGUGAUCUGUCACCAUGAUGUGUUGCUGCCACUUGUCACCUAGUGUGUUCUGACCUCUAUCAGGGCUUGAAAUAACUAUUGGGCAGGCGCCGGACACAUUGUCCGGUCAAACGUGAUUUUGCUCGGACAUAGGCAUUUUUGGCCGGACAAAUUUAAUCCAUCUUAACUAGUUGCAAUAGAGGCUCCAUUUUGCAAGUUACAUGAUCUGUAUCAUUUUCAGCAACAGCAACUCUAGUUACUCAAAACAAAUCGAGUGUGCAAAAAAUUAGAAGUUGUAGUUUUAUUACUCUUUGUUCUGUUACAUUGUAAGUCAGACACGUGGAUUGCAAGACACAACCUCAUCGUUAACGUUUGGUUGAAACCUGACCAAAUCACUAACAAAACGUAACCUUCAACUUUACAGUACAACAUUUACAUUUUAGCAAAUGCUGCUUUGUUUCUACAAAUAAUUUCAAACAGGCAAAUAAACUUGUGAAAUCGUUUGGUUCAAUAAAUCAAUCUCUCAAUUAACACGAUAAUAAACGCUAUUAAACGGAAUGUAAAUUAAAAUACAAGUAUGUAAUAUAAUCCUGACUUACAAGUUUACUCUACCGUUCGGUUGAAUGCAAAUCUAUACAUUUUGUAAAUUCUCCGUUACAUCUCUUACAAGUUGCGCAAUGAAAAUAAUCGUAUCCUUCGGCGCGACCUGCUGGCCGAAGUAACAUCGCCAUUCGCACAAAAAAUCAUGGUAGUGGGCAUUCAUUGGCAUUUGAAUGCGUUAAAACUUAUACAUAAUGUAUUUCAAAGAGAACAGGGUGAUGAAUGUUGAGUUAACCUUGUGAAUUAGUCGUUUAGUGAUAAACACGCAACAAAUUUACGGACAGGGCGAAAUAAAGACAAACUCUAUUUUUAUGUUUACUUCAUUAACACUCAAAGCCUUUUAUUUUAAUGUUACAUUUGUGAAGUUUUAUUGGAGCAAGAGGGUGGCCUAAUUCAUUAUACUGUCACUCUGGGUCUUUCUUUUUUUCGCUCUUGUUGGCACCAGAUGCUAUGCGGGUUAUUUUCGGCUCAGCGGGGCGUGCAAUCUUGAGCACUUUACAACACGCACAGCAGUAGCCAAUUUGCGGUCGCAACUGACAACAGGAAAUGUCAUCAAUUUCACAAACAAAAGUCCCUCUAGUUAAUAUCUUUUUUGGGAACAUGAUAAGAUUGAAUAAAUUUCCAUCAUGAUUGUCUCAAAAUUGAAUUUUCUUUGAAAGCCCAAAUGACCGGACAACAUGUCCGGUCAUCCACGGAUUUACUCGGACAAUGCUCGAUUCUGACCGGACAUUGUCCGUUGACCGGCCGUUAUUUCAAGCCCUGCUCUAUUGUUGCAUGUGGUAUAAGGUGUAGGAAGAAUGGAGAAAACAGACUUUUUUUUCAAAGACCAGAAUUCAGACAAUCGUAGACACAAGUCCUUGGGACAGAAAUGCAGUAUUCACAUUUUUCUGUAAUUUGUGGGUUCCCUCAUAAAAUAGUGCAUCUUUUUCCAAAUUUUCUUGCAGAUCUCCCUGCUGCCACCCCAUACAAAGUUGAAACUCGGAAAAAAAAAAAUCUGGAUACACGCGUCCUACGUUGUUUGUAGGGUGAUGGGAGGGGUUGGGCCCGUCUGAAUUGGAAAACGCCCCAGAAAUGCAAAAGUAUCCCAGAACUUUAGUCCAUGAUUGUAGCUAAACCAGUAGGACAAAUAAUAAGACAAGACAAGAAUUUUCGCAUCACAGCAUGUCAUCAAUAACGUGAUAUUUGAAAAGGAUGUCACAAACGCAAUUACUUAUCGAAAUUUUCCUUGCGUAUAUCAUUUCAACUUGAAACAAUAUUUUCUCUCUAUUUUCUAAACGACGUGUUCACCAUAGUCUUACCCGGGGGUAGCCUGCAAACUUCAGACGUAUUUCCGGUCGUCGCUUCUCUCCCUCCGAAAAGUAAGAGAAAGAAAAGCGACGACCAGAAAUACGUAUGCAGUUAGCAGGCUAACGAAGGUGGUAGUCCCAUAAUUUUCGGAAAGAGGUGUGCUGCCCGCAGUCUUAAACCCUGACCCCAUUUCAGGAAGAGGCAAACGAAAAUUGACACCCCAUUCAAGGCCCAGACCCGAAAAAUGACACCCUAUUCAAGGGAAAAACAAAACCUAAAAAUUUAAUAGUAACAUACAGACCUUCGUUAUCACUUUCCUAAUGCUGUAAGAAAUACAGGUUUAGUACAGAGUCUUGAAUUCUUAAAAAGUCUCGAAAUUUGCCUAGCAAUUUUCCACUUUCACAUUCCCAUAAUACACUUUAUUCCCCCCACCCCAUGAAAGAAAAUGCACAAGAAUCGUUUCCAAUUUCUCCUGAGUAUUACAGUCGUCCAAAAAGAUAGUGAAAACAAUGAUUAAUUUUGGGGGUUUGAGAGAUUGUGACAUGGCAAGCAAAGGUGUGUUGGUGUAAACGAUUAAAUGUAAGUUUGUUCUUUGUUGUAGGAUUUACUGCUGAUCUCCGAUCGAACACUGGUGGCCAGGCCUUCCCACAGUGUGUGUUUGAUCACUGGCAAAUCCUGCCUGGUGAUCCAGCUGAUCCCUCCACAAAACCUGGAAUUGUUGUGACUGAAACACGAAAGAGGAAAGGUCUCAAUGAGGGCAUCCCAGCCCUGGACAAGUUCUUGGACAAACUGUGACAUGUAUGCUUCAAAAAUAAACGACAGACUCUUGGAGAACCGUGGGUCUGCUAUAGUCAAAUGAAUUCCAUUAUGUAGACCCUUAGACUGUCAUGUCCUUUUAACCUCGCUAAGCGAGCGUGAGCAGCUUUUUGAUGGCAAGUAAACAACAUAACCAACGUUCUUAGAGGCUGAUAAACAAUUCAGGUGAAGAAUUCAAUAAAAUGCUAUUUAGCUUUCCUGUUUUUGUCCUUUUGUGUCCUUUGAGUCGGGCUAGUGACCCUUGAUGCUUUACCGUAACGCUAAGACCCUGUGAGUGGUGUGAACUGGCAUGCACCAACUCACAAAGCAAAAAAUGUAGCAUCUGCUCACAAGGGUAUGAGGCUAAUGGCGUUUUUCCGAAUAAUUUAGUAGACUCUGGUCGUUUUUGUCAUACCAUUAGAAUGGCACUGAUGGAUGUGUUUGGAAAAUUAUAUAAGCAUACCAAGUAAAGAAACGAGUUUACCACUGUCAGCACUGGGAGUUAACCAGGGGUCAAUUUAAUAAAACUUUUACAAGUGUAGCCGUUGUGUUUGAGUCUGAAAACAGUAGCUACAGUUGUAACUUGCACUUGUAAAAGUUUUAUUAAAUUGACCCCAGGCAUGUAUGAGGAAGUUAAUGACCCCUUAUGAGUUUCUGUUUAUUGUUAAUUGUUGAACCAUAGUUAAUAGAUUAAAAUGGUUAUGAAACCCGAUACUCCUUUGUUAUAUGUUUUUGUGGACCUGACGGUGCACAACGUUCAAUAGCAUUCCCACUUAUUGAACAAUAAACACGUCCCAGUAGUAAUUUAAUCCAUCACAAUUUGCCAAUAGAAAACAAAGGAUUGUGCACCUUCAGGGAGCUUUUAACAUAAACUAUAGUGCCAUUGUUUUUAUGUUUGAUGUUUGUUGUCUUUAAUAGCUAAUCUCCUCUAAUAACUAUGGUUGCUAUAACUGGGAGUUAAGUCUUGUAUGAACUGAACUAAUUACCCCCAGUUUGUGUUACUUUAAUUACAGUAAAUGAGUAGUUAAAUAUUCGCAUCUUUGUCCACGCGAAGAAAGAAAUGAAGAUAAAGGAGAACUAAAAAAUCGCUCAAUGUUUUAAGAGUAAUAUGUUGUUCUUAUUUAAACUAAGAUAGGAACGGAAUUUGAACCCAUGGUUUCUUCGUUAGCAAGACAGUGCAGUUUGUCUGAUAUUCUUGUCCCAAAGCAUUGGAAUGUGAGACGGUUUCCCUCAGCGUCUUGCUAUAGCCACAAAUUUUGU